This is a messenger RNA of Mizuhopecten yessoensis (Yesso scallop), 1390 nucleotides long. RefSeq lists its product as uncharacterized. The annotation marks the transcript as partial. The transcript is spliced from 5 exons. NCBI's taxonomy places the organism in Eukaryota, Metazoa, Mollusca, Bivalvia, Pectinida, Pectinidae. The record is from RefSeq and is a predicted model, not a curated record.
GAAAGCCGUAAACGGGUCGCGCAGACUUUGUUUUGGAAAAAGGUUCUCGAAAGUAGGCUUAAUCCACGUGCUGUUUACGUUAAAACAUCAUGUUGUAUUAACAAACAGCGCUGAUGAAAACAUCAACAUUGUAAUAAUGAUAUAAAAUUCGCGGGAUAUUUUGGGGCAUGGUGUAUAUGGAUCCACCUGGAGUAACCAUGGUAUCUAAUCCAAAUUUUGGCGUAUUCUCCAACAAUAACUACCUUGGAAAUGUGAAUCAAGCAGCUGGGGCACAGCACCCUGUAUCAGAGUCAUACUCACCCUUUCAGUACUAUAACCAGCAGGCGAGGCUGCCCAUUCCUACCCCCAUCCCAGGGCUACCAAUUCCUUUGGAUUCUGGAGCCAGUCCAUAUUCCUACAAUCAGUCUUUACCCAACCCCCAGGAUCCACAACAAAUUAACGCCUGUCUUGGUAACCCUUUCAACAUUGGCACACCUUCCAACAUCCUCACUGGAAACUCAACUCAAGAAAUGUCUCGCCCACAGAUCCCACCAACAGGAGUGUUGCCUUACCCUCAGGGCCCAUCUGUUGGGGCAGUGCCCCACCUCCAGGCUCUCCCCACACAGACUUUACCAGUAGGGGUGGGGGUUAACCCUUAUCCUGGAGGUUUUACUUUCAACGUUCCAACUCAAUCUAGUCCUAUCACAGGUAUUCCCACUCAGUCGUUUCAAUCUCGGGGCAUCGCAAAUUGUCACGCCCCAGGGCUAGGGGCUGCGUGGCAACAUGCUGUACCACCACAAAUGCCUUGGGGGGACGGCUUGAAAAUGUCUCUAACAACAUUUACUGGUGAACAGCUGACCAGACCUGGGAUUAUGUCACUAACUCAAAGUGUGGCUCCGUCUAGACAGAAUGUUGAUAACCACACAAGAACAACAAGGGAUAUCCGGAGCUCCUUGAUGUCAGUGCGGGAAUCAUCACCAAGACUCAAAAUAACCUCAGAGCCCUUGGUGAAGUCUGCUUGCAGUGUGCCACACAGGAAACUCAAAAGACAAGCACCCAAAGAAGAAGGAUCUGAUUCAGAACCACUUUGUUUAGAUAAAAAAGUAUUCAUCAGUGAGAAAAAGAUGAUGCAGAGUAUGAAGGAACUAUCACUGUACCCUUCCAGUCAUCAACCUCCUUCCCUCCCUUCCACCUGUAGGGCAUCUGAAAUCCCUAUGACCUCUGACAGAGCUGAAGGAUUACGACACUUCAAGGAAAUUGAAGACAGACUUAUACUGGACUCUGAUGAUGAUGCAGAAGAUUCUGAACCUGAGUCAUCACAAGGACCAAAACUGGAGAUUUUAGACAGUUUCUCCCAGGGCAUCCUAAAGACUAGCUCAUUGUUGCCACAGAAACUGCUUGAAGACAUCAC